Molecule: messenger RNA, 1048 nt
Organism: Medicago truncatula (barrel medic)
Lineage: Eukaryota; Viridiplantae; Streptophyta; Magnoliopsida; Fabales; Fabaceae
Product: Golgi apparatus membrane protein-like protein ECHIDNA
Exons: 6
Coding region: 193-744 (183 amino acids)
Biological process (GO): protein secretion; vesicle-mediated transport
Cellular component (GO): Golgi membrane
Source: RefSeq, a predicted model, not a curated record
UUUCUUCUAACAAUUAAAAAAAUGAAAAAAAGGACCCUUUAGUCUAUUCAAGCAACAUAGAAAGUAACCAAUCUUCCUCGCUAAUCUAACAAACUUUUGGAUCGAAAAAUCUCGGCAAGGUGUGAGAUCUGGCAUGCUCCAUUGUCCUUGAUUCCUCACAAGCUUCGUUUCUUCUCUCUCCGAAGCUCACACAUGGAUCCUAAUCAGUCUAUAGUUGAAAACUACUCCAACCCAAGGACUUGUUUCUUUCACGUUCUCUUCAAGGCUGCGGCGUUGGCAUUUUACAUUCUAUCGGCGCUCUUUGUUGAUAACUUUGUUAUCAUUUUUGUGGUGACUGUUCUUCUUGCUGCUCUUGAUUUUUGGGUGGUUAAGAAUGUCAGUGGAAGAAUUUUAGUUGGGAUGAGAUGGUGGAAUGAAAUUGAUGAUCUUGGUGAGAGUGUUUGGAAAUUUGAAUGCCUUGAUCAAGAUUCAUUGGCUAGGAUGAACAAGAAAGAUUCAUGGCUUUUCUGGUGGACCCUUUACCUUGCGGCAGUACUGUGGAUUAUGUUGGCAAUAUUCUCCCUCAUAAGGCUUCAGGCUGAUUAUCUCCUUGUUGUAGGAGUUUGUUUGACCCUCAGCAUUGCCAAUAUCGUUGGUUUUACCAAAUGCAAAAAAGAUGCUAAGAAGCAGAUUCAACAAUUUGCCUCUCAGACAAUUGCCUCUCGGUUUUCAUCUACCUUACAGUCAGCAUUUAGUGUUGUCUGAUUAUAAUGCAAGUUGAACCAUGCAUUACUGCAUUAUUAGAAAUAUUGAGAUGCGGUGGAGGUUUGUACAUGAUGAUUAUUUUGGCCGACAUCAGACUGGAUCCUGACUAUCUAUCAAACUUGCAUAGUUACUGAUACAGAAAAUGCAAAAUUUUGUACCUUUUAUGAGAAAUGGCUUGAAUGAGACUGAUAUUCAGAUUACGUAGUUAAAUAAUUGUUUAUUUUCAGGUGUACAUUGUGUUUUCCUUGUAUUAUUUUGCAUAAUUUGUCAAAGAUCUAUGUUCCACGAGUUGGUUGCCUGCUUA